CAGCUCUCUGGCGCUCUCCCGUGAGCGUUCGCAACUUGCGAGCAAAGUUUGGAGGAGGAAGCGCCAAGCCUGAGUUCUUUCUUCCUCUCGCUCCCCAAAUCCGAGGGUUGCCCGCGGCGUCAUGUCCGCGCUCCCCAGCAGCCUGGGGUGCGUGUGAAGCCUCGGAGCCUUCGCGCCGGCCAGGAUCCGAGGACCACUCUCCUUUUGGAGAGCCGGCUCGUCGCUGACUCCAUCCUGACCCACGCCAGGCUCUGGGACGGCGCGGAUCGCGGAGGAGCGUUGCCAUUCAAGUGGCGGCAGCAGUGGCAGCAGCAGCAAGUCCUGCAGCCAGUCCAGUAGCCAGCCCAGCCGCCACCACAGCGCCCUGGGUCCUGAGCCCCCCGAGGGCUGAAAGCAUUGUGGGCAGUCCAUGCUCCUAGAGGAAGUGUGCAGAUGGGAUUAACGUCCACAUGGAGAUAUGGAAGAGGACCGGGGAUUGGCACUGUAACCAUGGUCAGCUGGGGUCGCUUCUUCGGCCUGGUUGUGAUCACCAUGGCAACCUUGUCCCUGGCCCGGCCCUCCUUCAAUUUAGUUGAGGACACCACAUUAGAGCCGGAAGAGCCACCAACCAAAUACCAAAUCUCUCAACCAGAAGUUUACGUGGCUGCGCCAGGGGAGUCACUAGAAUUGCGCUGCCUGUUGAAAGAUGCCGCCAUGAUCAGUUGGACUAAGGAUGGGGUACACUUGGGGCCCAACAAUAGGACAGUGCUUAUUGGGGAGUACUUACAGAUAAAAGGCGCCACACCUAGAGACUCCGGCCUCUAUGCUUGUACUGCCUCUAGGACUGUAGACAGUGAAACUUGGUACUUCAUGGUGAAUAUCACAGAUGCCAUCUCCUCUGGGGACGACGAGGACGACACAGACGGCUCUGAAGAUUUUGUCAGUGAGAACAGUAACAACAAGAGAGCACCAUACUGGACCAAUACGGAAAAGAUGGAAAAGCGACUACACGCUGUCCCCGCGGCCAACACUGUCAAAUUCCGCUGCCCAGCUGGGGGGAAUCCAACGCCAACAAUGAGGUGGCUGAAAAACGGGAAGGAAUUUAAGCAGGAACAUCGUAUUGGAGGCUAUAAGGUACGAAACCAGCACUGGAGCCUUAUUAUGGAAAGCGUGGUCCCAUCUGACAAAGGCAAUUACACCUGUGUGGUGGAGAAUGAGUAUGGCUCCAUCAAUCACACGUACCACCUCGAUGUCGUUGAGCGAUCACCACACCGGCCCAUCCUUCAAGCUGGACUGCCAGCAAAUGCCUCCACGGUCGUCGGAGGGGACGUGGAAUUUGUCUGCAAAGUUUACAGCGAUGCUCAGCCCCACAUCCAGUGGAUCAAACAUGUAGAAAAGAACGGUAGCAAGUACGGGCCUGAUGGGCUGCCCUACCUCAAGGUUCUGAAGCACUCGGGGAUAAAUAGUUCCAAUGCAGAAGUGCUGGCUCUGUUCAAUGUGACUGAGGCGGAUGCUGGGGAGUACAUAUGUAAGGUCUCCAAUUAUAUAGGGCAGGCCAACCAGUCUGCCUGGCUCACUGUCCUGCCCAAAAAGCAAGCUCCCGUAAGAGAAAAGGAGAUUCCAUCUUCCCCAGAUUACCUGGAAAUAGCCAUUUACUGCAUAGGGGUCUUCUUAAUCACCUGUAUGGUGGUGAUAGUCAUCGUGUGCCGAAUGAAGACUACGACCAAGAAGCCAGACUUCAGCAGCCAGCCGGCUGUGCACAAGCUGACCAAGCGCAUCCCCCUGCGGAGACAGGUAACAGUUUCUGCUGAGUCCAGCUCCUCCAUGAACUCCAACACCCCACUGGUGAGGAUAACAACACGUCUCUCCUCAACAGCAGACACCCCGAUGCUGGCUGGGGUCUCGGAAUACGAGCUGCCAGAGGAUCCAAAGUGGGAGUUCCCCAGAGAUAAGCUGACGCUGGGCAAACCCCUCGGGGAAGGUUGCUUUGGGCAAGUGGUCAUGGCUGAGGCAGUGGGGAUCGAUAAAGACAAACCCAAGGAGGCGGUCACCGUGGCAGUGAAGAUGUUGAAAGAUGAUGCUACGGAGAAAGAUCUUUCUGAUUUGGUGUCAGAGAUGGAGAUGAUGAAGAUGAUUGGAAAACACAAAAAUAUCAUUAAUCUGCUUGGAGCCUGCACGCAGGAUGGGCCCCUCUAUGUCAUUGUUGAGUACGCCUCCAAAGGCAACCUGCGGGAAUACCUCCGAGCCCGGAGGCCUCCAGGCAUGGAAUACUCCUAUGACAUUAACCGUGUUCCUGAGGAGCAAAUGACCUUCAAGGACUUGGUGUCAUGCACCUACCAGCUGGCCAGAGGCAUGGAGUACUUGGCCUCGCAAAAAUGUAUUCAUCGAGAUUUAGCAGCCAGAAACGUUUUGGUAACAGAAAACAAUGUGAUGAAAAUAGCAGACUUUGGACUGGCCAGAGAUAUCAAUAAUAUAGAUUACUACAAAAAGACAACAAACGGGCGACUUCCAGUCAAGUGGAUGGCUCCUGAAGCCCUUUUCGAUAGAGUGUACACCCAUCAGAGUGAUGUCUGGUCCUUUGGGGUGUUAAUGUGGGAGAUCUUCACUUUAGGGGGCUCACCUUACCCAGGGAUUCCUGUGGAGGAACUUUUUAAGCUGCUAAAGGAAGGGCACAGGAUGGAUAAGCCAGCCAACUGCACCAAUGAGCUGUACAUGAUGAUGAGGGACUGCUGGCAUGCAGUGCCCUCACAGAGACCAACGUUCAAGCAGUUGGUAGAAGACUUGGACCGAAUUCUUACUCUCACAACCAAUGAGGAAUACUUGGACCUCAGUCAGCCUCUGGAACAGUACUCACCUAGUUCCCCUGACACAAGGAGCUCUUGUUCUUCAGGAGAUGACUCUGUGUUUUCUCCGGACCCCAUGCCUUAUGAACCCUGCCUGCCUCAGUAUCCACACAUAAACGGCAGUGUUAAAACAUGAACGAAUGUGUCUUCCUGUCCCCCAAAAGGACAGUGUCAGGAACCUACCUGCACUGAGCUAGGAGGCCACGCCUCCAAGAGCUUGUUGUCUGUGCUUGUAUAUAUGGAUCAGAGGAGUAAAUAAUUGGAAAAGUAAUCGGCACAUGUGUAAAGAUUUAUCCAUUGGAAACUUGUCAUCUUCACCAGGAAAGGACUAUUUCUGGAGCAGUGGACAGCCACGAGCCACCAUACCACCCCUCUGACCCCCGUGGGUACUGGCUGUGCCUCACUCGGACUCAAGGCAGACACACAUUCUGCCUUCCUUGUUAAUUUUGUAAUAAUUGGAGAAAAUAUAUGUCAGCACACACUUACAGAGCACAAAUGUAGUAUAUAGGUGCUGGAUGUAUGUAAAUAUAUUCAAAUUAUGUAUAAAUAUAUAUUAUAUAUUUACAAGGAAUUAUUUUUUGUAUUGAUUUUAAAUGGAUGUCCCAAUGCACCUAAAAAAAUUGGUCUCUUUUUUUAAAUAGCUAUUUGCUAAAUGCUGUUCUUAUACAGAAUUUCUUAAUUUUCACCAAGCAGAGGUGGGAAAAAUACUUUUUGCUUUCAGGGAAAAUGGUAUAACAUUAAUUUAUUAAUGAAUUGGUAAUAUACAAAACAAUCAUAGGGUUUUUUUUUUUGUAAUUUAAGUGGCAUUUCUAGGCAGGCAGUACAGCGACUAGUUGAUCUAUUGCUUGGACUUAACUAGUUAUCCGGUCCUUUGAGAAGAAAAAUAUUUACAACAUAGGACUAAUUUGGAGAAAACAAAGUUUCGGUUUAUUUGCAUAUAACUCUGCUGUCAGAUGAUUGUGCUCAGACCACCUGAAUGCCCAGAUUACAAGAACUCGAUAUUAGGAAGAUAUUUUGUUUUGACACUCAACUCUGUCUUCGGCCAACAAAACGUUUAACUGGACUUUGCAAGGCAAAUGUAGCAAUGUCCUCAUUCAAAGAUGCCUUAAUCCAUCCCCCGAAACAGACCGAACGUUGCAGUGGUAGCAGUGGGCUUGCUCUGGCAGCUGGCUUUCCACCAGCGUCCCACAUUGUCAGAGAAGCCUGUGUUCCCUUUGGUGCAUUUCGAUAAUGGUUUCCCGGUUCUUGGGCAUCAGAGAAACCUUUUAGGAUCGUCGAGUCCCAUCACAGAAAAUGGAAACACAGAAUUGUUUGGUUGAGAGUUCAGGGGAUUUUGUUCCUUUUUUGUUAGGGGAUUGCUUCUGGCUGUUGACAAGACCUCACCAAAAGAUAUGGCCUCAUACUGACAUCGGACAAAAUAUCACUGUAUUGUUUGUUCUGUAUUAAGGUAUUGUGUUUUGCUUCCGAAACACCCACUCACUUUGCUAUAGCCAUGCGACAUGAAAGCAGAUGACACUGAUUUUAUGUGUUAUAAAAUUGGAAAAAAUAUUUAAUAAAACCUGUUAAUUUUUAUACUGACAAUAA
Messenger RNA from Fukomys damarensis (Damara mole-rat), 4406 nucleotides. RefSeq names its product fibroblast growth factor receptor 2 (gene Fgfr2). Gene Ontology annotation, biological process: multicellular organism development; protein phosphorylation; positive regulation of cell population proliferation. Bases 433 to 2958 code for a protein of 841 amino acids. The record is from RefSeq and is a predicted model, not a curated record. The transcript has 18 exons. Gene Ontology annotation, molecular function: ATP binding; fibroblast growth factor binding; fibroblast growth factor receptor activity. Lineage: Eukaryota; Metazoa; Chordata; Mammalia; Rodentia; Bathyergidae. Gene Ontology annotation, cellular component: membrane; signaling receptor complex.